Thecamonas trahens ATCC 50062 is the source of this 1984-nucleotide messenger RNA. RefSeq lists its product as uncharacterized. The transcript has 2 exons. The record is from RefSeq and is a predicted model, not a curated record. Lineage: Eukaryota; Apusomonadida; Apusomonadidae. The coding region runs from base 1 to 1968 and encodes 655 amino acids.
AUGUCGACAGCGGGCGGCCCGGGAGGUCUGUCCGACAUCGCCGACGAGGGCCCUGAGACCGAGACAGUGUUAGAGACCGGUGACAAGGCCGAGGUUGUGACACCGAGCGCACACAUCAUUGCGAAAUCGUCGCAGCGUGGGAGUGGGCGGGCAAGGGCAUCGAAGCGUAUUGCCGUGCGGGUGUCAGGCGUGACGACAAGCGUCGACGGGUCACCGGGCUCGUUGACCGGCUCGCCGGGUCUGCUCUCGGUGCCUGGCACGCCUCCGGCGGCACGGGCUGGAUCAGCGGACGGACGGCCGCGGACCGGGCCGCGCAGAGUGCGGCGGCGAAGGUCGCGGUCGCGGUCGCGGUCGACGUCGACGUCGACGUCGAGACGGAGUCCUGCAGUCGGCAGUUGCCGCGGUAGCGAUGGCGACAGGAGCAACAGGCUUGCCCUGCGAUCGGCGCCGGUUUCACGGACGACCUCGCCUGUGGCGACCGACUUUCAGGGAGCGGACGAUGCAGACGUGCCCGAUGCGUCGGACGGGAUGGGUGCAGGGCUGGAUGUGCAGGUGGUGGCCCAAGGCGGUGAUUCGGGCGAGGCCAGCGGAUGGUCGUCCGACUCGGCGGCGCACGCAAGCGCGUCGCUUCGGCGGUUGUCACUUCCGUCUCCGGGACUGGACGAUGUGCUGGCAAAGACGGCAGGUGCUGAGCUUGCUGGUCACAAGACAGGCACAGACGGCAGAGCAAAGGGCUGCACAAAGGGCGGAGGCAGUAAGCGGCCGGAGUCAGCCGAUGCUGGGAUGGCCAAGUCGAAACGGGCGUCUAUCGACGUGGGCGGGCUGCGGAUGAGCGCAGCGCAGCACCGGGUGCGGCGCAAGCGGCGAGCACAGUCGACUUCGGGCGGGCCGGCUCUUCGCGUGCAGACCAACUCGAGCGCAGCGUCAAGCGCGAGCUCGUCGCCGCGGGAGACUUGCUCGAUUGGCGACAAGAGUGUGCCGUGGCGGCGCGGGCGGAUGGCCAAGUUUGUGUGUGUGGACGCUGCUGACGAGACCCAGGCGCUGGUCACCAUCCAGAACGGCAUGUUCACGCUGAUGAAGAUGAGCAACGCCGAGGUGGUGGCGACGCCACUCGCAAUCGAGCAGUUUGUGUCGUUCAAAGUUGAAGCGCAGGUGUUUGCGGUGACGACGGCCGAUUUGUUUGGGCGGAUCAAAACACUCUCGAUCCGCCUUUUGUCGGCGAGCGACGCCAAGGCACUGUUGUCAUGUGUCUCGGAGAUCCGUGUGGAAGAGGAGAAGCUCCGCAACCGGCACGUUUCGUUUCUGCCCGAAGUCGAAAUCAUUUUUAUCUCGCAGCAGGAGGCGCCGCUGACGUCUGCGGCACUGUACUGGCAGCGGCGGGCUGUGAGCCGGUCUCGGACGGUGAGCGCACCGAGUUCGGUAGCGCGCCCGCCGCGUGAGACGUUUCGGUCGCCGUCGCCGCCGGGAGGUCGCCGCCAUGGAAAAGCGUCUGCGGGCGCGACCACCGAUGAGGCGCCGUACAUGGGCCCGCCGCUCGACUCGUCGUUGAACGGCAAGGCAGUUGUCCGCAAGCGGCGUAAGCGGCGGAGAGCCGUGCCUGCCAAGAGCCCGGUGGCGGCAGACACACCCGAGCUCGACGCAUCUGCAGUCGACUCAGAGUUCCUGCGAGUCAGCUCGGAGGACGCCAUGGCGCACGCAGCUUCAAAAGCCGCAGAGACCGCGCGCGAGGUGUUGGCAAUGCAUGACGACGAGGCAUCCGGCGACUCCUCGUUCUCCUGGUCCUCAUCGGAGAGCCGCAAGCUAAGGGAAACGAGGUCGGGGGAGAUGCACCAUGAGGCGAAGCCGGUCGAGCCGCUCUCGCCGAACUCGCCGCACGCCUACUCUGCGCCGGCCGGUAUGCUUCCGCAACUUGGCUCAGACUCGGGCGCAUGCUCCGGCUCCGAGUCGUUCUUCUCGUCGUCGCAGUAAAUCAGGGCGCUAUGUG